ACUCACUCGUCAUACUACUUUUUUCUAAAUUCUCUGAAAAAACUUGAAACACCCAACAAUGGCAGCAAAGGGUUGCAAACUCAUUUGCCUCCUUAUUUUCUUUGCCUUCGUCGCCCAAGGAUAUGGGUGUGACGUUCAUAGAUUAACUCUGACACAAUCGAAGACCGGAAAGAUGGUUAAGAACAAACCGGAGUGGGAAGUGAGAGUGACGGACCCAUGUACCUGCAGUUUCCUUGACGUAAAGUUGUCGUGCACCGGUUUCGAAUCUGCCAUAAUCAUUAAUAAGUCGGUGUUAUUGAAAACUGGUGACGAGUGUAUCCUCAACGACGGACGACCUAUCCAUUAUGGAGACUACGUUUUCAAAUACGUAUGGGACACUAGCUUCGACUUCAAGAUCACCGACGCCACAAUCGCCUGCUCUUGAACUGUUUCAAAUGUUUAAUUCUGUCUUUGGUUCAUGUUGGUUUAGUUAUUGCUGAGCUCAUGAAACUGAUGAUGUUUACUCAAAUAUUGUCCGAAUCAUCAUCAACUUGAGAUUAAUAAAGAUGAUCGAUUGACGUUCUCUCUAAAC
Messenger RNA from Thlaspi arvense, 571 nucleotides. The record is from the annotation of a GenBank genome assembly. NCBI's taxonomy places the organism in Eukaryota, Viridiplantae, Streptophyta, Magnoliopsida, Brassicales, Brassicaceae.